Paramecium octaurelia is the source of this 180-nucleotide messenger RNA. Lineage: Eukaryota; Ciliophora; Oligohymenophorea; Peniculida; Parameciidae. The record is from the annotation of a GenBank genome assembly.
AUGAGUCUAAUCAUCCAAAUGAUUUUGAUGUAAUAUAUUUAUUGAGCAUUUAGAUUCAAUUCACCAGCAAUGGCAUCUGUUGAGUAUCCAUAAAGUUGCAAUAUUUUACAGAACAUUAGUAUUUUAGAACUUAUGAAAAAUCCAUUUCUCUUUUAUAAACCAGCUUUCUAUUCAUUCUGA